Herpailurus yagouaroundi (jaguarundi) is the source of this 1402-nucleotide messenger RNA. RefSeq names its product CD99 molecule like 2 (gene CD99L2). NCBI's taxonomy places the organism in Eukaryota, Metazoa, Chordata, Mammalia, Carnivora, Felidae. Bases 210 to 857 code for a protein of 215 amino acids. The record is from RefSeq and is a predicted model, not a curated record. The transcript is spliced from 10 exons.
CGCCCCCCAGCGCCAGCGCUCGCGCGCGCUCCUCAUCCGCCCUCCCGGGGGUGUGCGGCGCGCACCGGCUCUGGGCGGGGCCCUGCAGUGGCGGCGGGGCUCCUCCUCCUGCUGCUCCUCCUCCUCGCUCCCAGCACCUCCCCGACCUCCCCCUCGGGCGCUCUCGCGCUAACUGCGCUCUUCCGGGGCCCCUCUGCCCGCUGCCAGCCAUGGUGCUCUGGCGCUCGGCGUUCUUCAUCUGCCUCGCUUUCUCCUUGGCCACUCUGGUCCACAGAGGAUCUGGGGACUCUGAUUUACGUCUGGAGGAUGCAUUUGAAGAAACUUCCUCAGUAAAGCAGAGAUGGGACCAUGGCACCACUACAACCAAGAGACCAGUAGCAACCAGAGCUCCAGCCAAGCCUGCAGAUAAUGAUUUUAACUUGGCUGAUGCCUUGGAUGAUCGAAAUGAUCGAGACGAUGGCCGCAAGAAACCGAGCGCAGGAGCAGGAGGUUUUUCAGACAAGGAUCUUGAAGACAUAUUAGGCGGUGGGGAAUACAAACCUGACAAAGGUGAUGGUCGGUAUGGCAACAAUGACGACCCUGAAUCCGGAAUGUCAGCAGAGGCCGGCACAAUCGCCGGUGUGGCCAGCGCCCUGGCCAUGGCCCUGAUCGGCGCGGUCUCCAGCUACAUCUCAUAUCAGCAGAAGAAGUUCUGCUUCAGCAUCCAGCAUGCAGCAGAAGGUCAAGAGGGUCUGAAUGCAGACUACGUGAAGGGAGAGAACCUGGAAGCCGUUGUGAGUGAGGAACCCCAAGUGAAAUACCUGACGCUGCAAACGCAGUCUGCGGAGCCGCCGCCCCCCGACGCGCCCCGGAUCUGAGGGCCCCGCUCCACAGCGGGCGGACAUGGUGCCACUGCUUGCGACCGGCUCCUUGUUUCCUUUGGACCCCCAGCUGCCGUACUGCUUCGCUGUCGUCAUUGGCUUCUCGUCUUAAGUUUUCCAGAAGAGCUGUGGGUGUGUGUGAGUUUGGCUUCCAUGCCAGCCCCGCCACAGGGGCCCUGAAGACGCUCGGUGUGGAAUCCGAGAGCCGGCUCUGGCGGAGAGCCAGCACCAGCCUCGGAGUCGCCGGGCCGCCACCCCCCAGGGCCAGCCUGUCCCCGGGCCUGAAGGAGCUGGGGGCUGGGGAGACCGAGAUGAGGGAGGGCGGGAGGACCUUUUUGCUCAGGGGAUGAGACUGAACCCAGGGUCGUGUGAUCCCCCACAUGCUGCGUUGACUCAGCGUGGCCCUGGCAGUGGCCUCCAAGUGCUAUGCGUAGGGAUCCAGCAAGAACCUGGUUUGCUUGGAGCAAACCGGCGAGCAUCAGGUAACCACACACACACACACACACACACACACACCACCUAGUGGGGGUCAGGGGGUCCGG